GCUUCCGUAUGAUGUCGUGGCGUUCUGUCCAAAGGCAACACGUUAGCACAACAAGAGAGAAAAAUCGCAGCAAACAGGAUAUUGUCGACAAUUUAAUCACAUUAGACAGUAAUCUCGCCAUUACACAUAUUCGCUAUAUUUUCCAGGAAUCAAAAUGAGGCGCGCAGGUUUGGGUGAUGGGGCCCAAGGGGGAAGUUAUGUCGCAAGUGGGUACAGUGUCUACGAAGAAGAAAAUGAACACCUACAGGAAGGGUUAAGAGCGAAGGUCACUGCUUUGAAACACCUUUCCAUUGAUAUCGGAACAGAGGUGAAAAACCAAAAUAAAAUGCUGCAGAAUAUGGACACGGAUUUUGAUUCGACCGGCGGCCUGCUGGGAGCAACCAUGGGAAGGCUGAAGCUGCUCUCUCGGGGCAGCCAAACAAGGAUCUUCUGCUACAUGCUGCUGUUCGCCCUGUUCGUCUUCUUCGUUCUCUAUUGGGUGAUCAGGCUGAGGUGAUGGAGCCCGUCUCCCGGACGCACGCCGUGUUCUUCCGGACCACAGACUCAGGACAAUGCAAGUGCCGUUCUCCGAUUGGAUACAAGUCCCCGACCCACCGAUACCGGCAAGGACGUGCAAUACAGACGCAGAACGUCAUAAUCAAGUCGAGAAUGAGUUGACCCUGCCGUGGAUCACUUCUAAUGCCAAUCACAUGCUUUUUCCCCCGUGUAAUCAGUUCCAGUGUUUUCUGGAUGCUAUGAGAGUCGGCCGAAAAAGUGCUUUCUGCUCAUUGUUAGAAAUGUUUACAUUUGUAGCAUUUGUUCAGGAUGUUGUCUGCAUGCAAGCGGUUUAAAUGUUUUAAGUUGCAUUAAGUAGAUCAAACAAAAUCAUUACAA
Molecule: messenger RNA, 873 nt
Organism: Megalops cyprinoides (Indo-Pacific tarpon)
Lineage: Eukaryota; Metazoa; Chordata; Actinopteri; Elopiformes; Megalopidae
Gene: bet1
Product: Bet1 golgi vesicular membrane trafficking protein
Exons: 4
Coding region: 155-496 (113 amino acids)
Biological process (GO): vesicle fusion with Golgi apparatus; endoplasmic reticulum to Golgi vesicle-mediated transport
Cellular component (GO): SNARE complex; Golgi trans cisterna
Molecular function (GO): SNAP receptor activity
Source: RefSeq, a predicted model, not a curated record